GGCACCGACGGGGCAGGAAGCGAAAGCUGCCCCAUCAUCCCCACCAGCGAGCCCAUGGCUGCAGCCAGCCCUGCCCAGAGCUUCCGCGAUGAAGCCUCCUGCUCCAUCUGCCGGGGCCUCUUCCAGGACCCCGUCUACAUCCCUUGUGGACACAACUUCUUGGCGGUGCGUCAGAGGCUGAGCGUGCAGGCGGGCAGAGCCGGGCACGGGCUGUGCCGCGAGCACCAGGAGGCUCUGAAGCUCUUCUGCGAGGAGGAGCAGAGCCCCAUCUGCCUCGUGUGCAGGGAGUCCCAGGCUCACCGCGGCCACAGCGUGGUCCCCAUCGAGGAGGCUGCGGAGGAGCACAAGGAGAAACUCCAGUCUCACGUGCAGGUCCUGAAGGACAGGAGAGAAAAGCUGCUGGGGCUGAAAAAGGCCGAGGAAGGGAAAAGCCUGGACCUCCUCGAACAAGUGGAAGGGGUUCGGCACAAGGUUGUGUCCCAAGUGAAGGAGCUGCAGAGGUCCGUGGCGGGGCAAGAGCGCCUCCUGCUGGAGCGCCUGGCCAGGCUGGACCAGGACAUCGUGAGGAGGCAGGAGGAGAACAUCAGCAGGCUCCUGGGGGAGAUCUCCUCCAUCAGUGAGCAGGUCCGUGAGCUGGAGGAGAAGUGUCAGCAGCCAGCGUGCGAGCUCCUGCAGGACAGCAGCAACAUCUUGAGCAGGCUUGAGAAGGAUGGAGCCCAGAAGCCAGUGGAGACAUCGCCUGAGCUGGGGCAGAAACCCAACGCUCCCCCUCCGAAAAACAUUGCCCUCAAAGAGAUGCUGAUGAAAUGUCAAGUCAGCCUGACGCUGGACCCGGACACGGCGCAUCCGCGGCUGGUGCUGUCCGAGGAGCACAAGAGCGUGAG
Molecule: messenger RNA, 884 nt
Organism: Nestor notabilis (Kea)
Lineage: Eukaryota; Metazoa; Chordata; Aves; Psittaciformes; Psittacidae
Product: E3 ubiquitin-protein ligase TRIM39-like
Exons: 7
Molecular function (GO): zinc ion binding
Source: RefSeq, a predicted model, not a curated record